Molecule: messenger RNA, 516 nt
Organism: Temnothorax curvispinosus
Lineage: Eukaryota; Metazoa; Arthropoda; Insecta; Hymenoptera; Formicidae
Gene: PGRP-LF
Product: peptidoglycan recognition protein
Exons: 1
Coding region: 1-516 (171 amino acids)
Biological process (GO): peptidoglycan catabolic process; innate immune response
Molecular function (GO): zinc ion binding; N-acetylmuramoyl-L-alanine amidase activity; peptidoglycan binding
Source: RefSeq, a predicted model, not a curated record
AUGGACACUUCGUUACGCUUUGUCGAGAGGGACGAAUGGGAUGCGGAGCCGCCUUUGGAACCUCUAACAAAAAUGAAGCUGCCAGUGUCAUAUGUAAUUAUUAGUCACACUGUGACAGCAUUCUGUACCACGCUACCAGAGUGUGCAUUCCAAGUGAGAUUUGUUCAGUACACGCAUUUCAAAGAUAAAAGUUUUUCGGAUAUCGGCUAUAAUUUUCUCGUCGGAGGUGACGGCUUCGCAUAUGUUGGCAGAAAUUGGGACUACGUCGGUGCCCAUGCCUGCGGUUAUAACAACAGAAGCAUUGGCAUUUCCUUCAUCGGUAAUUUCAGUUCAGUUGUACCGCCGAAACUACAAUUACGUGCCGCGCAAAAGAUCAUAGAACUCGGCGUCAAAGCCGGAAAGAUCGCGCCUGACUAUAAACUGUUAGGUCACCGACAAGUUAGGAGCACUGAAAGUCCUGGAGAUGCCUUAUAUAACGAAAUUAUAAAAUGGCCUCAUUGGUCAUCCGAGCCUUGA